Molecule: messenger RNA, 508 nt
Organism: Rhagoletis pomonella (apple maggot)
Lineage: Eukaryota; Metazoa; Arthropoda; Insecta; Diptera; Tephritidae
Exons: 1
Source: RefSeq, a predicted model, not a curated record
AUCGAUGAUGUCAGAGCGCAAGCUAAACGACGAUACGAUGCUCGCCAUGCUAGUCCAAAGAUCUACAAGCCAGGUGACCUAGUGCUAACAACGGACGAGCCGAUAAGUACAGGUACCUCCCGGAAAUUAGAACACCGUUACAAAGGACCAUUCAUAAUCCGCGAAGUCCUUCCAAACAACCGGUAUGUGAUCGAAGAUUUACCACAUGCCCAGCGAACGCAAUGCCAUUACACAUCAGUAUUCGCAUCAGAUCAGCUAAAACUUUGGUGUAUAUUACCACCUGAUGAUUUCGACGACGAUGACUGUAUGGGCGACACUUCGGGCGAGGGCGCUCCGAAAGGUCGGAAAGCCGGCUGUAAGCGAUGGUAACGCAGACACAGCUGUCAGAAUCCAGCGAGUGAGUAGACAGACUCGAGAGAACGAAACGUGCCGCGGUAUCAAGAACAUCGGGAAAUACUUUUAUACUUUCAAUUUAUAUUUUUCAUAAUCAUACUAUGUCAUUCUUAAU